UACGUUGCACCAGAAGUCUUACGCAAGCAGUAUGGUCCAGAAGCAGAUGUUUGGAGUGCUGGAGUGAUUCUUUACAAUCUGUUAAGUGGAGUGCCUCCAUUUUGGGCAGAGAGCGAGCAAGGGAUAUUUGAAGAAGUAUUACAUGGUGACCUAGACUUUUCAACAGACCCAUGGCCUAGUAUUUCUGAAGGUGCCAAAGAUUUAGUAAGGAAAAUGCUUAUUCGAGAUCCCAAAAGGCGGAUAUCUGCACAUGAUGUUUUGUGUGAGUUUUUAUCACUGGUUUGCUUUCAUAAUUACAAUUUUUGUGUUUGACCUGUGUUGCUACUGAAAUUAAAGGGUUGCAAUUAUUGUUGAGCAAAGCUUUUUGGAAAAGCAUCUGUUAUUCAUUUCAGCUGCUUUAUAAAUAAUUAUU
This is a messenger RNA of Humulus lupulus (European hop), 412 nucleotides long. Its product is annotated as calcium-dependent protein kinase 1-like. Gene Ontology annotation, molecular function: calcium/calmodulin-dependent protein kinase activity; ATP binding; calmodulin binding. Gene Ontology annotation, cellular component: cytoplasm; nucleus. Gene Ontology annotation, biological process: protein autophosphorylation; peptidyl-serine phosphorylation; intracellular signal transduction. The transcript is spliced from 2 exons. The annotation marks the transcript as partial. NCBI's taxonomy places the organism in Eukaryota, Viridiplantae, Streptophyta, Magnoliopsida, Rosales, Cannabaceae. The record is from RefSeq and is a predicted model, not a curated record.